Penaeus chinensis is the source of this 1193-nucleotide messenger RNA. RefSeq lists its product as uncharacterized. The record is from RefSeq and is a predicted model, not a curated record. NCBI's taxonomy places the organism in Eukaryota, Metazoa, Arthropoda, Malacostraca, Decapoda, Penaeidae. Bases 300 to 959 code for a protein of 219 amino acids. The transcript has 4 exons. Gene Ontology annotation, biological process: cilium organization.
CGCAGGAGGGCCAGCUGGCGGUGGGCGUGCCUUGGACUCUUGUUACUAAAACUCUUCAGAAGGAAGACGAAGGAGAGGGAAAGAAUGUGCCUUUGACACUAAAGCUGUUCCAGCUCUUCAAAAGGAGGACGAAGAAGCGGGAGAGAAUGUGCCUUUGACGAGCAACUUCUGUGCAAGUGACAGAUUUGUUGAUUCCUUUUAUUCGUCCAAAGCUCAACGCUGAACUCCCUGCGAUUUCUUCUCGUUUAUUGAGGUGAUGCAGGAUUUAGCAAGAUUUAAUUGCAUGCAGAUUUAAAUUGAUGCAAGGCAUGGAUCCCUGGGGUUCAACAAGGGACCCCUCGUCAGAGGCUGGCAUGGGCUUUGAAGACUCCUUUUCGCCACAAGACAAAGACCAACAGGGAGAAGGCAUGUAUAUCCCGCUGGAUGACUCCCUGCAGUACAUCGCUGGCCUCGAAAGAAAGUUGGCUCGCGUUCAGGGCAAGACGAGAAGCCAGCGGCAAGCUGAAAGCAGCAGACUCAUCGACGCCUUGGCCUCGUCCAGGGACGCCCACACACAGCAGCUAAUGGAGAGCACAGACGCACGCACGGAUGCGGACCUGGAGGCGGAUACGGAGCACCAUUCCUCAGCUGCUGUUGAUCCUCAAGGAGCUUUGGGGUCCAUGCUCAGAAGGGUUGCUCCCAACAAAAUCGCUCUGAGCCACGAGGAGCUGUGUCGUCUCCUCGAGGCUGACAUCCUCGCCAAAGUCCACGAUGCCCUGGAGGAGGAGGAGGAGGAGGAGGAGGAAUCGGCCGCGAAGGAAUCCGCAGCCAGCCAGAGGUCAGACGCCUCGCACUGUGAAGCCAAGGAACCCGAGCGGACGGAGGCGAGCGCAGACGCAGUGCAGGACACCGCCAAACAGCCAGGUGUGACCCCGCAGGCAGCUCCCAAGGAACACUCGUCGGACGAAGGGGAAAAAUAGGGACUGGCAUUUUGUCUUUCACUUCCUUUCGAAAAACUCUUGUUUACCGCCUCAUCACCUGUAGUUUACAAUAGGAAACUGAUGUGCGUGGGCGCAAACACCCACACACACACGUGUCUUUACCUGUUAGUAAAAUCUACAGUGGCAUAUAUAGAACCCAUAUACAUAAUAUUUGAGAUGUUGAAUAUUAAUUAUUUACGGUAUAAACUUUUGUAUAAUAAAAGUAGAUAAGAA